This is a messenger RNA of Eimeria mitis, 231 nucleotides long. RefSeq lists its product as uncharacterized. Gene Ontology annotation, molecular function: ice binding. The record is from RefSeq and is a predicted model, not a curated record. Lineage: Eukaryota; Apicomplexa; Conoidasida; Eucoccidiorida; Eimeriidae. The coding region runs from base 1 to 231 and encodes 76 amino acids. The transcript is spliced from 2 exons.
AUGCCGGCGUGCUCUUUGUCUGUUCAAGAGAAGCUGGCGAGGGAUAUGGAGAAGUGUUUCGCAACGAAGCUGGUGGGUUUCUUCUCUGUGCUGUAUACAGCAGCAGCAGCAGCAGCAGCAGCAGCAGCAGCAGCAGCAGCAGCAGCAGCAGCAGCAGCAGCAGCAGUAGCAGCAGCAGCAGCAGCAGGAGCAGCAGCAGCAGGAGCAGGAGCAGGAGAGGAUGGUGUAUAG